This is a messenger RNA of Sinocyclocheilus rhinocerous, 2404 nucleotides long. Its product is annotated as serine/threonine-protein phosphatase 2A 56 kDa regulatory subunit alpha isoform-like. NCBI's taxonomy places the organism in Eukaryota, Metazoa, Chordata, Actinopteri, Cypriniformes, Cyprinidae. The transcript is spliced from 11 exons. Gene Ontology annotation, molecular function: protein phosphatase activator activity. Gene Ontology annotation, biological process: signal transduction; protein dephosphorylation. The coding region runs from base 470 to 1849 and encodes 459 amino acids. The record is from RefSeq and is a predicted model, not a curated record. Gene Ontology annotation, cellular component: nucleus; cytosol; protein phosphatase type 2A complex.
UUAUUUUUAGACCCCAGUGAGGCGCAACAGCAGCUGAAUGAAGUUCAGCGAAUCCGAGGAUUUUUGCGGCCGGGCGGAUUCACAUUAAACUCUUUCCUCGCGUCGCCAAUACAUGGAGCCUGUUCCAAGCGACUGGAUGAUUGUGACUCGCUGUAUGUCGGCCGAGUUUGAAUUGUGUUACGUGGAGUAACCGGUUUAAUAAGGCGCGCUUGUUUGAACAUUUCGGCAUGAUACAAACCUACUAUUAACUACGUGUUUACAGUCAUCCGUCCCCAAAUUCUCAUCGCAGGAUACCUGUGGAUUGUUCGAGAACAUGUAGCCUUCAUGAGUGGGUUGACAGUGCGUGUCAUUAGAUGGGGUCUUGUGAGUUUAAUAUACAGCACAGUCAAUGGGACGUCAGUCAGACUAGAAAACAUAUAACGUUAGGGCACAUUCAGUCACUGUAAACGCGGCUCGACCUGCUUUGGAAAUGUCGGCGAUAUCUGCGUCCGAGAAAGUGGAUGGAUUCACGCGGAAAUCGGUGAGGAAGGCUCAGAGGCAGAGGAUUUGUCAGGGCUCGUCUCAGUUUGCGGCGAGCAGCAGCAGGCCUGCGGCUCCGGAGAUCUCUGCGCUCCCGCAGCUCAAAGAUGCAUCUUCCACACAGCAGCAUGAGCUGUUCAUGCAGAAACUACAGCAGUGCUGUGUAUUGUUCGACUUCUAUGACACGGUGACUGACCUAAAGAGCAAAGAGACCAAACGCGCCAUUCUCAGUGAACUUGUGGAUUAUGUGUCCACUAACAGAGGUGUUCUGGUGGAGCCUGUCUACCCUGAGAUCACCACCAUGGUUUGCACAAAUAUUUUCAGAACGCUUCCACCCAGUGAAAACCCUGACUUUGACCCAGAGGAAGACGAACCCACUCUAGAAGCCUCCUGGCCACACAUGCAGUUGGUGUAUGAGUUUUUCCUUCGAUUCCUAGAAAACCCAGACUUCCAGCCAAGUACUGCCAAACGCUACAUUGACCAGAAGUUUGUGCUACAGCUCUUAGAACUGUUUGACAGUGAAGAUCCUCGUGAGAGAGAGUUUUUAAAAACGAUUCUGCAUCGCGUCUACGGGAAGUUUCUGGGUUUGCGUGGGUGUGUUCGGAAACAGAUCAACAACAUAUUUCUGAGAUUCAUCUAUGAAACUGAGCACUUUAAUGGAGUUGCUGAAUUCCUUGAGAUUCUGGGCAGUAUCAUCAAUGGCUUUGCUCUGCCGCUGAAGGCUGAACACAAGCAGUUCCUCAUGAAGAUCCUUAUUCCCCUGCACACUGCCAAAGGACUGGCGCUGUUCCACGCACAGCUGGCCUACUGUGUGGUUCAGUUCAUAGAAAAGGACCCGACCCUCACUGAAGUGGUACUGCUCACCUCAGCCUCACACUACACACCACACAGUCCUCCCAUCGUAGCAGAAAGAGCACUGUACUUCUGGAACAAUGAAUACAUUCUGAGUCUAAUCGAGGAGAAUAAUGCCAAAAUCCUUCCCAUCAUGUUUGGAAACUUGUACCGGAUCUCCAAAGAACACUGGAACCCGACGAUCGUGGCCCUGGUGUACAAUGUAUUAAAAACACUGAUGGAGAUGAACGGCAAACUGUUCGAUGAGCUGACGGCCUCAGACAAAUCUGACAGACAACGAGAGAAGAAGAAAGAGCAGGAGCGGGAGGAACUGUGGAGGAAGCUGGAUGAACUCAGACUUCAGGAGAGAAUAGCCAUCCAGAAUAACAGGCAUGAGAUCCAGUUCACUUACAGCAACAACAACCACCUUCACGAUAAGGAUGAAAACACAGCAGCAGCCGUUACAGACAGAAUUGAGAGUGACACCUGGGCCAAAUGACACUGCCCUCUUUUUCUUUACUCAGUGUUUUACAGAUGUAAACCAGUGUAGAGAGCAGUAAGGAUAUGGCCUUCAGCAAUAAUCAUUUUUAAAGAUUUUAAACUUUUUUUUUUUUUUCCAAAAGCCUAUGUAAAACUAAAUCCAAAUGCUAUUUUCUCCUGCUAAAGGAUAAUAUAUUUUCUGUAUGUAAGUCUAUUUUGGAUGUAAAGUGUGGUUAUAGUAAAUGAUACAUUAUUGUCUAAUCAAAGACGUACGAUUUUCACCUGCAUUGCAAGUUAGCGAGUUUUCACGAGUGAAAUUCUGAAAUUUCAAUAGAAACCCGAGCGUUCAGGAAUUUCGUAUUAGGAUGAAAGAUUUCCUAGCAGAUUUCGCAACGGGUUCAAGUUGGUCAUGUGGAUUCACCAUGUUGACCAAUAGAAAGCUGCUUGUUUUAAAAAAAAGAUCUAAUGUGUGAGAUGUGCUCAGUACAUCGCUACACUACUGAUAAUAGAUGAUGGACCUUUUCUCUGAAAUUUCACUAAUGUGACUGCAGUUUUAAUCAGUACUUUUGCCUUU